AUGGGACGCAGCGCAGCUGGUAAUGAUGAGGUUGUUGGUACUGGACGAGAUUUGCUUAAGAAGUUUAUGCUCUUACGUGGCAUGUUCCAACAACCACCGCCCACUGAGAAUGUUAUUGUGAUAUCGGACCCAUAUACAUCAUCCACACCGACAACUACAACAACGACAACAACCACCACAAAUUCAUCGGCACGUUCCAAUGAACCAGACCAUCAGCAACAUCAACAUCGACCACAACAAAAGCAACAGCCGAUACAAUUAAUCUAUGAUGAACCCGAUGAUCGCGAUUCUAAUGAUGAUGAUGAUGAUGAUAAUGAUGAAUUGACCACGCCCACAACCACCAUGAAUCAGCAGGAAAUCGAACUGGAAGAGCAACAAAAUGUUGCAGACCUUUUGGAUAUGCCCAAGAAAAGAACUCGUCCAAGCCAACGUGGAGGCACCAAGCGCCAAUCGAAGCCUCGGCCAUCGGCAAAAAAUAAAAACCAGAAAUCGCAAUCGACUCAUCGACGUCGUCAUAACCGCCAAAAAUCUCCGAAAUCGAAGAAGCAACAGAAAAAGCGACGGCCAGUUGAUAUAAGCAACGGGAGUGAAUCAGAAGUUGAAGUUAAACAAACGCAACGUCAAAAUCCAAUCGAAGGUUAUCAUAUGGCCAAUGAGCAAUCCAUGAGACCUCAGUCCCGAUCCGAGUCCCGUCUCCAGCGCUUAUGGAGACGAUUUCAACGGAAUCAAAUGAAGUGA
Molecule: messenger RNA, 738 nt
Organism: Drosophila willistoni
Lineage: Eukaryota; Metazoa; Arthropoda; Insecta; Diptera; Drosophilidae
Product: myb-like protein X
Exons: 1
Coding region: 1-738 (245 amino acids)
Source: RefSeq, a predicted model, not a curated record